Messenger RNA from Emiliania huxleyi CCMP1516, 627 nucleotides. RefSeq lists its product as hypothetical. Lineage: Eukaryota; Haptophyta; Isochrysidales; Noelaerhabdaceae. The record is from RefSeq and is a predicted model, not a curated record. The transcript is spliced from 2 exons. Gene Ontology annotation, molecular function: ATP binding; dephospho-CoA kinase activity. Gene Ontology annotation, biological process: coenzyme A biosynthetic process. The coding region runs from base 1 to 627 and encodes 208 amino acids.
AUGCGCAUCGUCGGCCUCACUGGCGGCAUCGCCUGCGGCAAGUCCGCCGUCUCGACGGCGGCGGCCAGUUGGGGCCUCCGCGUCAUCGACAUGGACGAGAUUGCUCGCCGCGUGGUCUGCCCCGGCCUGCCCGCCUACACGGACAUCGUCGCAGCAUUUGGCGACGGCGCGCUCCUCCCCAGCGGCGAGCUCAACCGCACCGAGGUCGGAAGGAUCGCAUUUUCCGACCGCGAGAAGCGGCGCGCUCUCAACGCGGCGACCCACCGCCCGAUGCUGAUGCAGCUCCUCGCGGAGCUCGCCGCUGCGCUCUUUGGCGGCGAGGCGGCCGUCCUGAUCGACGCGCCGCUCCUCUUCGAGACAUCGCUCCACUGGCUCUGCUGCACAACGCUUGUCGUCGCUGUCGCCGAGGCGACCCAGCCGGAGCGGCUGCGAAAAGCAAGGCUGCGAGCGCGCGACGGCUUCAGCGCGGAGGAGGCGGAGAAGCGGAUUGCGGCGCAGAUGCCGCUCGCGGAGAAGUGCGCUCGUGCCGACGCCGUGAUUGACAACGAGGGGACUCGAGAUGAGUUGGCGGCGAGGGCGGCGACGAUCCUCGACGCCGCCGGCGCCAUCGCCGGCCAGACACCCUAG